UCUCUAAAUGAUAAUAGGUAUAUGAGAGUGACUGCAAUGUUUGAAAUGACGAAGCGAACACAAUGAAACCUCAAAAGUUACUUUCCAUAAACCCUAAACCUCCGAGUGUUUAAUCAAUUCUAUCACGGUAACUCAGCUCUUCUCUCCUGGUAAAUUCAGCCAACCGAACAAUAUUAUUCGGGGCCGCAUUCUCCGCCAUUAAAUGUCUCCGAAUUGACCAGGGGGACUGGUGAUUGAAGGCCUCUGGGAGUCAUGGCCACGGUUCGAGACAUAGAUGACAUUGUUACAAAAUUAACAUCUGAUAAGGCUAAAACUCGGGAGGAAGGAAUUAAGGUUUUAAACAGCUAUUUGGAUGGAGGAAGCUGUAGAAGCUUCUGUUUGCUGCUUGAUCAACACACUGUUAAGCUUCGGCCACAGGAGAUACCUCGCAGUGCUUCAUGGCCUUUUCUUCUUGGGGUCCUUUACAAGUGCAUUGUGACAGAGGUUUCAUUGAGCAAGAAGAGAGGACCCAAGCUUAUCUUGGCAAAAACUAUUAGAAAUUUUGUGCAACAUGCAGAAGAUGUUAAGCGUUCAGGUAAAACACUCUUACUACUACGAGCUAUUAAGGUAUUUUUCAAUCACAUAUGGGAAGUCAUACGUGAUGUACCAAGUUUUCAAUCUGAGUACAGUAACAUGCUCAGACAAUUAUUAGCUGUGUCAGAGUAUCGUAUGCAAAUGAGGAAAAAGGUUUACUCAGGUCUAGUGCUUUUCUACUUGGACAAGAUAAAGACAGUUGUGUGUGAUACAUUAGCUGAGCAUUCUGUAUCCAAGGAAGAACUAUUUCGCUAUACAUUGACACUGCAUUCUCUUUUAGAAAACUCCCCUGGUGAUUUCCCAGUUGAUCUACGGGGAGCUCUGAUACAGGGAUUUAUUGAGAUAUUCUCACAUUUAAGGGAUGAAGGCAAGAUUGCAAGAAAGCUUCUUGGUUCUUUAAAUUCCUUCUUAGUGAAAGAUGGCCCUAAUAUUGGGUUGUGUGCACAUGAAAUUCAUGCCGCUGCACAAGACUUCAUGGUUCGCUGCUGGCUAACAACACAUGACCGCUCAUUGAAGGAUGGACUUUUUCUUUAUGCAAGGAUACAGCUAAAACUCAGAGGUAUUCUUUCCGAUGGAGGAGCAGCUAUUGAACAAUUGUUAGACCUUGUUGUGAAGGAAUUGGACCAGAACAACAUCACUGCACCUGCAGCUUUUCGAAAACAUGACGGCUGGAAUUAUGAUGGAGCAAGAGAUGAAAAGCUUGGGACUAUUACAAGGUCACAGCGUAGCUUAAUGGAACUUGCAGCCACAGUCUUGUAUGAGGCUUGUGUCAAAGUUGAUCAGGGUUUAUCUGCACCAAAACGACAAAAGAAGGAGAAUAUGGAUUCAAUUGUAAGGGAUCGGCUUAUUAAAGCAAGAUGGCUGUGGCAUGGAGCAUUUUGCCUGUUGAUUCGCAAUCAUUCUGCUGACCUUCCUAAGCCCAUUAUACUUGACUGGUUUUGUGGCAUAUCAUUAAACUUGGAGAGGAUACUGAGUGAUGGUGUUAAUGACCAUGUAUAUGAUGGUCCUUUGUGGACAUUGAGAAGCUUGCAGGAACUAUGUAUUACGUGGCCAUUCAUUUUCCCAAGGGUGAAAUCAUGUCAUCAAUCAAGUAUUAUCACUAUUGAGGCUAAAGAUUGUUGGCAGAUGAUAUGGAACAGUUUGAUUCACUGGUUACCAUCAUUCAGCAACAUGGGUAUAAUGAUAGAUGCUACUUUCAAGCUUCUUGGUCAUUUGAUAUCCCAGAAUCUUUUGCCUAUAUAUUCUGUGCCUCGAGACUUUUGGGACUUUCGGCUAUUUUGUGAAGAGCCUUCAGGGAGCCUUUUGUAUUUCACUGCAUCUUUCUUCUCCUGUGCAAGUUGUCAGGUUACUCAUGGAGAUGUUCUGCAUCUGCGUAGGAAGCUCUUGAAGUGGAUUUCAAAGGUUUUAGACUCUUUGGAUCAACUUGGGACAAGUAAAGAAUUGGCUGUGAUGUUUUUUAGUGCGAUCUUUUCUAUUUGUGUUGGUUGUGUCCCCUCUUUCCCAUUUUCAGAACUUGAUCCUGUCAAGCUGGUUAAAAUGCAUAUUUCUAGAAAAAUGGAAGACUGGGCUGAGCUAGAUGAGGAAGAGAAAUCCCAAGAAGAUCAGUUUCUAGUAUUAGACCAUUCUGAGCAAAUAUUAGCAGCUUCUGGGGUUCACAAUUCCAUUCAGAUGUGCGAGGAGACAAAUGGGAUGAUUUCCUCGAGCAUUCUACUUCCUGAAUCACUGAGGGAUCCCCUUUUAAAUGAGAUGGAAUCCUGUUUACUUGGAAAGCUAUCUUCAGAUGUUUCAGAGAAGCAGAUAUCCCUAACAUCAUUGUUCAAUAUUUGUACAGUUAUAUCAGCUUUGAUGUAUGGAUCAUUCCAUAUGAAUUUCCACAGGUAUAAUAGAGUUUGUGACUCUUCCCAGAAAACAAUGCUGGAAAUUUUAAGUAAAGCUAUGGAUAAAUGUAUUAUCAUGAUUGAGGCCUAUGUGCAUUCCCUUGAGGAAGGCCGAGAUUCUACAACUAGCUUUUCUUCUGGUCCAUUUUCAGCAAUAACACCUUCAACUCUAAUCGCUGUACAGAAGUUCUUGUCAUAUUUGCCUUCUUGCAAGUUAGAAAGUGUGGACAGUGUUUCCAUUGCAGAGCGAUUAAGUGGAUCUGUUAUUCCUUUUCUGGAGCGGCUUCUCCUCUCACUAUCUAAGCUAUUUGAUGUGGCUUCUGGUGUUCUACAGACAAAAGAGUUUUUUCAUAAUUCUGGUGAAGGAUUGGAUAGUGGAACAAAUAAUGACUUGGGUAGUACUUCAUUCAGAGAAGGAAGUGAUAGAGCCAGAAUUGUUGAUGAGGAGUUGGACAUGGACAAGGACCUGAAACCAGUGUCUGUGGGUGCUCAGAAAGAUGGGGAUAUCACUUUUGUUGGAGUAAAGAGUGUGCCUGGGAUUUGUUUCUCUUCUCUACAGUGGAAGACAAACAUGCUUUCCAUAAUUUCAAGCUUUUACUUGGUUCUUCCACAGCUAACUUGUGAUAGUUUGGCAAGUCUUCUUAGAAAUGAAAUGGAUCCUGAGGUUCAUGGAGAAAUACUUCUCAAUCUUUGCAAAUCUAUUUCACGAACUGCUUGUGAACAUGUUCCCUCUGUGGUUAAUGCAAUGAAUGACAUAAUUGAAGAUUGCCGUUAUUGUGAAUCUAGCUGUUAUUAUAUACUUACUGCAAUAGACUUUCUACUUGAAAGCUUGCUAUCUCUGAAGGAAUGCAGAAACAGUGGAGACAUGGAGCUUUUGAAAGAAUCCACAAAGGUUAAAAUCUCAGCAAAGGAGCUAAAAAGUCUUGCGAGUAUGGUAAGCACAGUUGCACAAACAGGGUUGUUGAUGUGGACUACUCGUGUAAAGCUCAUAGACUGUAUAUGUGAUUUUGUAUUGUUUGAUCCACAUGUAGCUCAGCCCUUGACAGAGAGGCUUUUUCCAAUGCUUAGCGAUACUGACUACAGAGUGAGACUUAAAAUUUCGAAAAGUUUGAGUGUGCUUUUCCAGACAUGGAAUGGCCAUGAGGAACUUUUUCAAGAUGUUUGUUGUAAUUUUGGAGUGAAGCUGGUUACUGCCAAUAAAGAGAAAGUUGUUACAGCAAGGGAGGUUUUGGAGGCUGGAAUUCAAGCAGAACCAUUUAUGGAAACAGCUCUGGUGACUCUUGGACAGCUGGCACUAUCCAGUGAAAAAGUUGAGGAGGAGGCAGUUUUUAUGAUUUGUGCUGUGGCUGCAAUAAAUCCUUCACACAGGUUAUUGAUAUGUGCUAUACUUGAUCGUCUUGCAAAACAAAUUAAUUACGUUACGAGGUUCAAGUAUCUGGAGCAACUAAUGAGGUCGAUUCUCUCCCGUUGGAUAAAAGCACAAUUGAACCUAGCUGCUUUAAUAGAGAUGAGGGAUCUCUUCAUUGUUAAGGGAGAACCACAGGAUUUUAUACAAUUUUGUUGUCCAAUGCUUCUUCCUCCAUUGAUUUUGAAAGGAAACGAGUCCGAUUUAAACUGGAUUGCAAUGGUUGCUUCUGAACCUGUGGCAGCUUUAGUAAAGCAUCAUUUUGCAUCAAUUUUUGCUGCAUGCCUACCUUUACAUUGUGGUAACAAGAAAGGUGAUCAGGAGAAGGCUGUAGCUGUUCUUCAGGGCUUCAUCCUGCGAGUAACAAUGAUGUCAGAAGAUGAGAGAGAUGCUCUGAUAAAGAAACAGAUGAUGGCAAUAGUGAGCUCAUUGAUUGACCUUUGUCAUUCGGGAUCUGAGCCUCAGUUUCCUUACUUUUCCAAAGAUACCAUUGUUUUGGCAAUUCAAACUGUUGUUGAUGGUUUUUUGGAAACUGAUCAGCUUGCUUCUUACAGUGGCGUAGUAGAUAAGAUUAACAUUUUCCGACCUGAUAGAGUAUUUAUGUUUCUGUUACAGAUACAUUAUCAAAUUGAUUCAGCUAUUCAUCCACGGCACCGCUGCCACAUGUUAGCUAGACUUGGUGUCCUUAUUGAUGUGAUCAGGCACAGAACUUCUAUUCCUAGCACUUGUCGUUACCUAUUUCACAUUAUACUUCAAUCGCUAAGAUUCCAACAGCUACAAGACCAAUGCUGUCAUUUGCUGUCAUCUUUAUUUGACAUUUUUCAAAUGCUGCCUUUGAAGGACAUCUCUCAUGUAUUGGGUGAUCAACUUAAGUGGGUUGUACCAAAACUUGUAGCAUGCUGUGUUAGCUCUGAUAUUAGUAAAUCUGGAGAUGGUGGUUUAAAUUCGUCUGGUUGUUUAUUAGCGUUGGUUCAUCGAUUGACAGUGGAUGCUGAUCGUUCAUUUCAUGAUUAUAUUAGAGAACUAGAUCCUUUCCCUGAUUUGGAGUGCUUUCAAUGCAUAAGGAAUUUCCAUCAGGAGCUUUGUUUUGGCCAGACAUCGGCUAAUGAGUUUAUCAAGUUUGUCGAACGUAUAUCAAGUCUGCCUCAAGAGUUACGUCUCAGGAGUAUGCAGAGACUUCACAGUAAAUUGCAAGCAAGGGAAAUAAUUAUCUUAAAGGAUGGAGUCGAUAUGGAUUCUCACAAGUAUGGAGAAUGGCCAUGUGACCCUGGUGUAGUCUCAGCUGUGUGGAGGCUAGUUGAGUUAUGUGAUGAUGAUGAUGCUAGUGAUAUGAGAGAGUUGGCGGCAGAUUUUAUUGCAAGGGUUGGUGUUGGUGAUCCAUAUGCUGUUGUUUUUCACUUGCCAAAUGAUUGCAAGGAAAAUGUCUUUUGUUCGCUAGAUGGAAAAAAUGGCACUACUUAUGUGAGCAUCAAUCAUAAUGAGGGUGUCUGUGAAGAGCUUGUGAGAGCUAUCGUUAAACAUCUACAGAAAUACAUAUUGGAUGAUUCAGUGAAGAUAGUGGAUCUCUCAGCAAAAUGUCUCCGGGGUUUACUUUCAACUGAGAAAGGUCAGAAGGCUCUUCGAUCUUUUGGAUCUGUUGCAAGAUCCUACAUUGGGGUGCAAACAAGAGGUGUUGAUUUGAAGCUUGUAGAAAGCCUAUUAAUAGAAAUACAAUCAAAAUUAACUAAUAAAGUUAUUCCUUUAGAAGCUGCAUGUCUUUGGCAAACUCAUGGGAAAACAUUUGAGGAGUGGAUCUGCACACUUGUCUAUUCUCUCAUACAUCAUACUGAUGAUAUAAUUCUACGGUUGUGUCAAGAUAUUGUUCAGGUUAAAGCACCUCUUGCAGAACUUGUUUUUCCACAUGUCCUUGGUAAUUUAGCUGGGAGAAGUGAUAUGAGCACCCAUGUUUGCAAGCUGGUUUCUACUCAGGUCAAAGAAAAUAUUUUUACCGAGUCAAAUGAAAAUUUAAGAUCAAUCCAAGUGGUUUUGGAUGCAAUGAAUGAGUUUCGCCUUCGCUAUGUUUUGGAGAGGGCAACGUCAACAUCAGAAUCUACAAAAAGGAGAGAUACAUCAAAGAGCCCUUGCCUUCCUUCAAGUAGCAGUUCUAGGUCUUCUCGAAGUUCACAAAAAAAGAAGUUGGAUGCAUCAACUCCAAUAAAAUCAAAUGUUGACACAUGUAAUGAUUGGGAGAAGGUCUACUGGCUACAAAUAGACUAUCUUCUAGCAGCAAAGGCUGCAAUACAAUGUGCUGCUUAUUUCACUUCUGUUUUAUAUGUUGAGCACUGGUGCGAAGAGCACUUUGAAAGUCUUACAUUAGGUGAACCAGACUUCUCUCAUCAUGAACAGUUGCCAGCUCAUGUGGAAUUACUGAUGAAAGCAACAACAAAAAUUAAUGAGCCUGAUGGCAUCUAUGGCAUUCGAUCACAUAAGUUGGCUUCACAGAUCCUUACCUAUGAGCAUGAAGGAAACUGGAGCAAAGCUUUUGAGAAUUACGAUUUGGUGCUAAGAACAACAGGAAAAGAUCUUACAGCUGGAAAAUUGAGUGGGAGCUCUCUAAAACAUGCUCGUUCUGGAUGUACAGGCCAAACUUUGACAUUUGGAAACGAAUUUUCAGAUUGGAAUUAUCACAAAGGCCUGAUUAAGUCAUUGCAACAAACUGGCUGCAGCCAUGUGCUUGAUCUUUAUUGUCAGGGCUUGGCUGCUAAAGAAGACUUCCUACAGCAGGACUUAGAGUUUAUUGAAUUGCAGUAUGAGGCAGCCUGGCGAGCAGGGAAAUGGGAUUUCUAUUGCAUUUCUCCUGAGCUAAGCUCUAUCCAAUCCAGUGGCCAAAUUAGCAGGAAAAAAAAUACUUUCAAUGCAAAUUUACACAGUUGUCUGAGAUGUCUAGAUGAAGGAGAUGCCAAUACUUUCCAGAUGAAGCUGAAAGAAUCCAAGCAGGCUUUGGUUUCAUUCAUCUCUCAGACAAGCAGGGAGAGUACUCAGCAUAUCCACUCUGUCAUAGUCAAACUACAGAUUUUAGAUCAGCUUUCCCAGGCAUGGGGAAUUCGUUGGAGGCAUCUAAAUAAUCAUAUUGGAGGUCACAGUGAACCAAAGAACACUCAACUAUCUGGGCCUUUGGUUCCAUCUACCGAGCAGUUAAACUUGCUUAAUGCAGAUUGGCGAUAUAUUUUGAAACAGAUGCAAUUGCACUUUACUCUACUGGAACCAUUUGUUGCAUUUAGGCGGAUAUUAUUUCAAAUAUUAGAUUGCAAACAAUGCAUUCCAGAGCAUCUUCUUGAGUUUGCAACCCUUUCCCGUAAGAGUGGAAGAUUCAGUCAAGCUGCAACAGCUGUACAUGAAUUAAAGCUCAUCUGUGCUAAGAUGGAAAAUCAAAAGGAAUUUUCAACAGUAUGCCCAUUAGGAAGGAUUGAAGAAGCAAAGCUUUUGCGGGGUCAAGGUCAGAUUGAUAUGGCCAUUAAUCUUACAAAAUACAUUAUAUUACAUUAUGAUAUAGGAGAUGAAUCAGCAGAUGUAUAUCGUUUGACUGGGAAAUGGUUGGCAGAAAGUCAAUCUAGCAGUUCACGGAAUAUCUUAGAGCAGUACUUGAAGCCUGCAGUUGAGAUUGCUGAAGUAAACCAUACUAUAAAUAAGCAAAAAUGGAAUGAUAGGCAGUGUCGAACACAUUUCCGACUUGCACACUAUACUGAUGCUCUUUUCCGAAGUUAUGAAGAACGGCUUGCUUCUAGUGAAUGGCAAACUGCACUUCGACUCAGGAACCAUAAGGCCAAAGAGUUGGAGGCUCUUAUGAAAAGAUUCAAAAGUUUAACAAAGGGUGAAAGAGCAGACUAUGGUGGAAAGAUUAUUGAGCUGCAGAAACAUGUUUUAAUGGACACAGAGGAGGCUAAAAGAUUGCAGGUUGAUAAGGAUUCUUUCCUAUUCUUGGCAUUGGAGAGCUACCAGCGUUGUUUGGUCACUGGAGAGAAGUAUGAUAUGAGAGUGGUAUUUCGACUUGUCUCGUUAUGGUUCAAUUUUUCAUCAAAUCAGAAAGUAAUCCAUUCCAUGGUCAACACAAUAAAAAAGGUUCAAUCAUAUAAAUUUCUUCCAUUAGUGUAUCAAAUUGCAUCAAGAAUGGGCAGUUCAAAGGACAGUCAAGGACUCCAUAGUUUUCAGUUUGCUUUGACGUUUAUUGUUAAAAAAAUGGCACUUGAUCAUCCACAUCAUACAAUAUUUCAGCUUCUAGCUCUGGCCAAUGGAGACCGUAUCAAAGACAAACAAAGAAGUAAGAGUGCAUUUGUGAUCGACUUGGACAAAAAACAUGCUGCAGAGGACCUUCUGAAUGACCUUUCAUCUCAUCACCAGGAGCUUAUUCAACAGAUGAGGCAAAUGGUAGAAAUAUACAUCAAACUGGCAGAACUUGAAACCAAGAAGGAGCAGGAUAAAAAGAUAGAUCUACCGAGGGAUAUACGUAGUGUUCGACGACUUGACCUGGUUCCAGUGAUAACUGCUACUCUUCCAGUUGAUCGAAGCUGCCAAUAUCCAAAAGAGUCUUUUCCUCACUUCAAUGGCUUGUGUGAAAGUGUAAUAGUAAUGAAUGGAAUAAAUGCUCCAAAGGUGGUUGAAUGUCUUGGCUCUGAUGGUUGCAAGUAUCGUCAACUAGCAAAAUCUGGCAAUGAUGAUCUUAGACAAGAUGCGGUAAUGGAACAAUUUUUUGGUCUAGUAAAUACUCUUUUACAGGAUCACUCUGACACACGAAAGCGGCAUCUUAAGAUCCGCACUUACAAGGUAGUCCCAUUUACCCCAAGUGCUGGGGUUCUGGAGUGGGUUGAUGGUACAGUUCCACUUGGUGAAUAUCUUAUUGGAAGUUCCCGUAACGGAGGAGCACAUGGGCGGUAUAGAAAAACUGACUGGCCAUUUCUUACAUGCCGAGACCACAUGAUGAUGGAAAAGGAUAAACGAAAAGCUUUUCAAAACGUAUGUAGAAAUUUCAGGCCAGUGAUGCACCACUUUUUCUUGGAAAGAUUUUCUAGACCAGCCGACUGGUUUGAGAAGAGAUUGGCUUAUUCAAGGAGCGUUGCAGCUAGCUCCAUGGUUGGCUACAUUGUGGGCCUUGGCGACAGGCACUCAAUGAACAUUCUCAUUGAUCAAGCAACUGCAGAAGUAGUUCACAUUGACCUUGGUGUAGCCUUCGAGCAAGGUUUAACACUCAAGACUCCUGAGCAGGUUCCUUUUAGGUUGACAAGUGACAUAGUUGAUGGUAUGGGAGCCACUGGGGUGGAGGGCGUGUUUAGAAGAUGUUGUGAAGAAACGCUAUCUGUGAUGAGAACAAAUAAAGAAGCUUUACUGACCAUUAUCGAAGUAUUCAUACAUGACCCUCUUUACAAAUGGGCUCUUUCUCCUCUGAAAGCACUGCAGCGACAGAAGGAAAGCGACGAUGAUUAUACUUCAGAUGUGGAGAGUCCUGAUGAUGAAACUGAAGGGAACAAAGACGCAGCUCGUGCACUGAUGCGUGUCAAACAAAAGCUAGACGGUUAUGAGGAAGGGGAAAUGAGAAGCAUACAAGGACAGGUUCAGCAGUUGAUUCAGUAUUCCAUGGAUUCAGAACGUUUGUGCCAGAUGUAUCCAGGAUGGGCUGCUUGGCUAUGAGGUUGUAACUAUAUAAAUAUUUAUUGAUGAGAGUGUUGAUAUGCCACCAGUGUAUAGCGGCCUUAUAUUGAAAUGUAAAUUUUGAGUCAAAGCGGUGGUUAAAUGAUGCAGUCUCUGAAGUGGAUGUAGUUAAUUCUGUUGAUGAAAUUCUGUUAUCUUUUAAGCUUGUCUGUAUUUGUCAAAUUCAUUUGUAGUCCAACAUUGACUAGAUGAAAAGCAAACCUUUAAAAUAAAUCCCUGGAUCUUAAUUUCUA
Cryptomeria japonica (Japanese cedar) is the source of this 9770-nucleotide messenger RNA. RefSeq names its product serine/threonine-protein kinase ATM. The record is from RefSeq and is a predicted model, not a curated record. The transcript has 80 exons. Gene Ontology annotation, biological process: DNA repair. Gene Ontology annotation, molecular function: protein serine/threonine kinase activity; protein binding. The coding region runs from base 253 to 9516 and encodes 3087 amino acids. Lineage: Eukaryota; Viridiplantae; Streptophyta; Pinopsida; Cupressales; Cupressaceae.